Molecule: messenger RNA, 855 nt
Organism: Cryptomeria japonica (Japanese cedar)
Lineage: Eukaryota; Viridiplantae; Streptophyta; Pinopsida; Cupressales; Cupressaceae
Product: replication protein A 70 kDa DNA-binding subunit E-like
Exons: 2
Coding region: 1-855 (284 amino acids)
Source: RefSeq, a predicted model, not a curated record
AUGCAUAAAUAUAACACGCCAAAAUGCAAUGGCCAGGUUUUUAGUUUCGAUAUUAUAGACGAAGAGGGUUGUGAAAUUAGAAUCACUUCCUUUGACAAAAUUGCAGAUUUGCACUAUCAUCGAAUUGAACAAGGAGCUUCAUAUGUUAUGUCCAAAGGUACAAUGAAAGAUGCAAACAAGGUAUACAAUAAGCUUAACAGCCACCUUGAGAUUAUCUUGACUAAAACUUCAGUUUUGAAGUGCUCUACCCCUGAUGCUAUUGAGCUUGAAAAAAAAACAUGCUUCAAGCCUAUUAAUGAACUUCUCACCACUACCAACAAUACUUUGGGUGAUGUUAUUGGUGUUGUUGUCAAUGUCAGAGAGAUCUCUAUGAUUCGUAGAAAGGAUGGCUCUACUAUAAACAAGAGAAUAGUAAAAAUAAAUGAUAUGUCAACUUUGACAAUAGAUGUUAACCUUUGGGGCCCGCCAUCAGAACAACUAGGUAGUGACUUGAAGAAUAUGCAUACAUCUGGAACAUUUGUCAUCCUUGCUGUUCAAAAUGCAAGGAUGAAACUGCAAGAUCAUACAGGCACUAUUUGGGCUAAUGCAUUUGACGAGGUUGGCACAGAACUCUUAUCUCUGUCUGCAAAGGAACUAUACAUGUUACAAUAUGACUUGACAAUAGAAAAAACACCUCGCAACAUACUUAAGAAAGCUAUGUUCAAACACUAUAGCUUUACAGCUUUGGUGUCUACUGACACAUACAAAUCUGAGCGCAAAAUCAAAGUCACAAUCAACAAGGUGCAAAGACUCAAUUUCAAAGCUGAUUUCACCUGCCUACUUGUAGAGAUUGCCCGAAUGCGUGCAGCUGCAUGA